AUGGCUUCACGGACUUUCUCCGCUGUUUUCGUCGCUCUCUGUGCUUUCCAGGACAUCAAUUCCGUGACGGGCAACGCCAAUGACUGCGACACAGAGUGUGCCACAACUUACCCUGGGUCAUAUUGUAAGUAUUGGAAGACGCCGAGCACCUGCUUCGGCUCGGAUGCCCCGUGCUUCUGCGGCACGAGUGGACCGACUGAGGCUCUCCGAGGUUCCACAUCCUCUGCUGCAGUCACGGAUGAGGUCACUGAGGCCGCUACAAGCGAAGAAGGUACGACAGCAGCUCCCGAAGCAACGAGUACGACUGGUUCUGAAGCUACUGUCGAUGCCACAGUAGCGGCCAGUACAGCUGCUGUGACCGAUGAGGUGGCUGUCACUACUGCACCUCCUGUGACUGGCGAAGUGACCAUCAGCACAGCAGCUGGGGAAGCUCCCGGUAGAGACAAGGAUGACUCUGAUGCUACCACCAAGGUCGCUACGGAGGCUGCAACUGUCACGACUACGAUCGGUGCUCCUGUUGAGCCUACUACUAUAACAUCCCCUUUCCCGGUCAGCACAGCUGCUGUGACUGAUGAGACUGUUGAUACUACUGCAGCCCCUGUGACUGGCGAGGUUACCAUCACCACGGCAGCUGGGGAAGUUCCGGGAAGAGACAAGGAUGAUGCUGAUGCUACCACCCCGAUCGCUACUGAGACUGCGACUGUGGCUACCACGAUCAGUGCUUCUGUUGAGCCUACUACUAUUAUGACGUCCCCUCAACCGGUCAGUACGCCCGCUGUGACCGAUGAGAUUGUUGAUACUACUGCAGCUCCUGUGACUGGCGAGGUCACCAUCACCACGGCAGCUGGGGAAGCUCCCGGUAGAGACAAGGAUGAUUCUGAUGCUACCACCCCGGUCGCUACUGAGACUGCGACUGCCACUACGAUCGAUGCUCCUGUUGAGCCCACUACUACUAUCACGACCCCUCAACCAGCCAGCACAGCUGCUGUGACCGAUGAGGUUGUUGCUACUACUGCAGCCCCUGUGACUGACGAGGUCACCAUCACGACGGCAGCCGGGGAAGCUCCCAGUAGAGACAAGGAUGAUUCUGAUGCCACCAACCCGGUCGCUACCGAGACUGCGGCUGUCACUACUACGAUCGAUGCUCCUGUUGAGCCUACUACUCCCACGUCCCCUCUACCGGUCAGCACAGCUGCUGUGACCGAUGAGGUUGCUGUCACUACUGCGGCUCCUGUGACUGGCGAGGUGACUAUCACCACGGCAGCUGGGGAAGCUCCGGGAAGAGACAAGGAUGAUUCUGAUGCUACCACCCCGGUCGCUACUGAGACUGCGACUGCCACUACGAUCGAUGCUCCUGUUGAGCCUACUACUAUCACGACCCCUCAACCAGCCAGCACAGCUGCUGUGACCGAUGAGGUUGUUGCUACUACUGCAGCCCCUGUGACCGACGGGGUCACCAUCACGACGGCAGCCGGGGAAGCUCCCAGUAGAGACAAGGAUGAUUCUGAUGCCACCAACCCGGUCGCUACUGAGACUGCGGCUGUCACUACUACGAUCGACGCUCCUGUUGAGCCUACUACUCCCAC
Messenger RNA from Perkinsus marinus ATCC 50983, 1586 nucleotides. RefSeq lists its product as hypothetical. Lineage: Eukaryota; Perkinsozoa; Perkinsida; Perkinsidae. The annotation marks the transcript as partial. The record is from RefSeq and is a predicted model, not a curated record. The transcript has a single exon.